AUGGAAGUGUACAAAAAAAAUGCUGUUGUUGCUGGUUGGGGCCAAUUAGUCUUCGGUGGUGAAGUCAGUAACGUUCUCCAAGAAGUGACAAUACCAAUAUGGGAACAUGACCAGUGCGUUGCAGCUUUUUCACAACCAAUUUUCAAAACAAAUCUUUGUGCUGCAUCGUUCGAAGGGGGCAGAGACUCCUGUUUGGGCGAUUCUGGUGGUCCGCUGUUAGUUCAAAGACAAGACGGAAAAUGGACUAAUGUUGGAGUAGUGUCUUGGGGCAUUAGUUGUGGAGAAGUCGGAUACCCCGGCGUUUACACUAAAGUCACUUCAUACCUCAAAUGGAUAGCUGUGAACGCACAGGAUGUCAUUUAA
Molecule: messenger RNA, 363 nt
Organism: Acyrthosiphon pisum (pea aphid)
Lineage: Eukaryota; Metazoa; Arthropoda; Insecta; Hemiptera; Aphididae
Product: proclotting enzyme
Exons: 3
Coding region: 1-363 (120 amino acids)
Biological process (GO): proteolysis
Molecular function (GO): serine-type endopeptidase activity
Source: RefSeq, a predicted model, not a curated record